Molecule: messenger RNA, 2609 nt
Organism: Ruditapes philippinarum (Manila clam)
Lineage: Eukaryota; Metazoa; Mollusca; Bivalvia; Venerida; Veneridae
Product: Fanconi anemia group M protein-like
Biological process (GO): double-strand break repair via synthesis-dependent strand annealing; replication fork reversal; interstrand cross-link repair
Molecular function (GO): four-way junction helicase activity; four-way junction DNA binding; ATP binding
Source: RefSeq, a predicted model, not a curated record
GGUAGAUUACAAAAACGUAAAUAAAGAAGAAUGCAUCUUCAAAAUACUAUAUAACAGUGUACACGCCGAAUAGAUUAUUUGAGACAGAUUAUUAUUUAUUUAACUGAAGUAAUGUGAUAAUGUAUAUACGCAAAUUAAAACCGUUAUAAACAAGAAUACAAAAAUGUCAUCAUAUUUCGCGAGAAGAGUAUGAUAGAUGAGGCCACUGUCAAACAUGGCCGUAUAAGAAGAUGAUGACAUAAUGAAUAAGAAACAAGCGACUUUGUUUCAGAGCUGGGGUAAUAGAGCAGCUACCUCUGAACAAAAGCCUAUCCAGCCAGCCGCUCAGGCAUCAACCUCAUCAGUUAAUGAUGAUGUCAUUGAUUUAUGUGGUAGCUUUGAAGAUGAUGAUGACGAUCUUCUGUGUGAGGCGGAGGAAUCUGUAUCUAAUGUUAGUGGACACACAGGAGCAGUAACUUUUGCAAAUAACAGCAGGGAACAUGCUAAUGAUCAAGAUCAACAUGUCGGAGAUGUUUCAAUCGGUGCAGAUGGCUUUAUGCCAACCCAGGCUCAAACUCAGAACUCUAAUCUUACAGGUUUUGAUAAAAGUGCCGGUAAGCUGUGGAUCUACCCGACAAACUAUCCUGUCAGAGAUUAUCAGUUUGAUAUAGUCCAGCAGGCUUUAUUUAAAAACACAAUGGUUACACUUCCUACUGGGCUUGGUAAAACCUUCAUUGCUGCAGUGGUGAUGUAUAAUUUCUAUCGCUGGUACCCUCAAGGGAAGGUGAUAUUUAUGGCUCCAACAAAACCGCUUGUUGCCCAGCAGAUUGAAGCAUGCUACAACAUCAUGGGGAUUCCACAGGACCAUACAGCUGAAAUGACAGGGAGUAUGGGGCCAUCAAAGAGGGAGAGAGCUUGGCAUGACAAAAGAGUGUUUUUCCUUACACCACAAGUGUUAACAAAUGACCUGAGUAGAGGAUCGUGCCCCGCACAUUAUGUGAAAUGUUUGGUCAUAGAUGAGGCCCACAAAGCUCUUGGUAACCAUGCAUACUGUCAGGUUGUAAGGGAACUGGUGAAGUACACAGAAAACUUUCGAGUUCUUUCUCUCAGUGCAACUCCUGGUAGUGAUAUAAAGGCUGUUCAGCAGGUUCUCAACAACCUUUUGAUAUCUCAAAUAGAGAUUCGUACAGAAGAGUCAAACGAUAUCAAGAAAUACUCUCAUGAAAGGAAGGUGGAUAAAGUAGUUGUGCCCCUUGGUGAUGAGCUAACUAAAGUUAAAACAAAGUACAUACAGAUAAUGGACGUAGUUGUGAAUAAACUGAAGAGGUAUGGUGUCCUAUAUAACAGAGAUACAACCAGUUUGUCUAAGUUUCUCAUCCUCAAAGCCAGGGAGGCAUUCAGGCAAAAUCCACCAGAAAAACUACAGAGAAACCAGUAUGGUAUAGUGGAGGGAGACUUUGCAUUAGCUAUGAGUCUCUAUCAUGGGUUUGAGCUGCUACAGCUCCACGGGUCAAGGUCAUUGUACAAUUUCCUUGAAGGAAUAUUGACUGGAGAUAAAGGAUAUGGCCGGACAAGAACUGAACUGACCAGAAAUGCAGAUUUUAAUGAACUAAUAGGUCUUUUAUCUGGAAAAUAUACUGCACCAGAAAGUGAGACAGCAAGUCAGGCUAGAGCUAAGCCUUUCGUAAUUGGCCAUCCAAAAAUGGAGAAAUUGCAGAAGAUUGUUUUAGAUCAUUUCAACACACAUUCUGAUGCCGGUACAAGAGUGAUGAUAUUCUCACAGUAUCGUGACAGUGUACAGGAGAUUACAGACAUGCUACAUGUACAUCAACCCAUCAUUAAAGUUAUGAGCUUCAUAGGCCAGGCCACUGCUGGAAAAUCUACGAAAGGCUUUACACAGAAAGAACAACUAAAGGUAAUGAAACAAUUUAGAGAGGGUGGCUACAACACGUUAGUAUCAACAUGUGUAGGUGAAGAAGGUUUAGACAUUGGUGAUGUGGACCUUAUCAUUUGUUUUGAUGCUCACAAGAGUCCUAUACGACUGGUACAGAGGAUGGGUCGUACUGGACGUAAACGAGAGGGAAGGAUUGUGAUGCUGGUGACUCAGGGAAAAGAAGAACAGAUAUACAAUCAGAGUCAAUACUCAAAGAAAAGUAUACACAAAGCAAUUCUGAACGGAGCCAAAUCAUUGCACUUCUAUCAACACAGUCCUCGUAUGUUGCCUGAAAACUCUGUGCCAACUUGUCACAAGAUGCAUAUCACAGUGAAAGAGAACUUUAAACCCACAAGAAAAAUCUCAACAGAUAAGGAAGCCAACCAGAGUAAAAUAACCACAAUGAUGACUGAUGCUGCUUCAAAGAAGGAUCAGUCAGAAGAGAUAAUUACACUAGAAGAGUACAGGGAGCUUGAACCAUGGCUGAUACCUGAUGAGGAAAUACCUAAACUACCAACUUCCAGUAUAACUUGUUUGGAGCAAGAAGAUACCAAUGAAGAGCAGCAAGAAAAUGGAAGAUUUUUAUCUCUAUCAGAAUGGACUCCAUGGCAGAAUACUCUUCAAGACACGAAACUUGUAGACCAUAGUCUUGGUUCUAAACAUCUUGUACAAAUUAUGGAGUUUAUACAGCUUCAGC